Molecule: messenger RNA, 1168 nt
Organism: Cyphomyrmex costatus
Lineage: Eukaryota; Metazoa; Arthropoda; Insecta; Hymenoptera; Formicidae
Exons: 5
Coding region: 122-1099 (325 amino acids)
Source: RefSeq, a predicted model, not a curated record
UGUUUGUUUGGCUAGCUGCUGCGUCAUAUAAGUAACAUUUUCUUUAUUAAUAUAUAUCAAUUUGUGAUGAGCAUUAUCAAUAUAUAAUAUUCCUCUACACUUCUAUAAAAAUUAAAUAAAAAUGCCAAGUUGCUGUACAUUUGGGUGCUCUAACCGUGUCAAAAACGGAUUAAAAAUUUAUAUGGCUCGAUUCCCAAGUGACCCAGUAAGAAAAAAAUCAUGGACUUUAAAUGUACAGAAAAUUAAUGGUAAAGAUUGGGAACCAACAAUUCAUUCAUUUAUAUGCGAGAUACAUUUUACACAUGAAAUGUGGGAGAAAGUUCGAAUAGAUAAAAAACGUAAAUUAAAGUGCAACGCUAUACCAGUAAUUUUUCCUCAAUUGAAAAGAAGUUACACAUGCACAACUACAAAUGAUGAAAGUAAUGAAUCUUUAGAGAAGCAACCUGAGGCAAUGUUGGAAACAUUUCACAAUGGAAAUGUUAAUAAGGAACAACACAAUUGUUUCAAAUCAAAUGUUCCUGAUGUUUCUCCAUCGACAUCAAAUGCACAAACAUUAAAUUUAUCUCCAGAGCUAUCAAAUUCUAACUAUCUCUCCACUUCUACUCAGAAAGAAAUGUACAACAAGAAAUUUGAUGAAGUUCAAUAUUUAAAGAAACAGUUGGAAGAAGCCAACAGAAAAAUUGAUUCAGCCAACAAACUUCUCUUGAAAAUUUAUCAAUCUAACAAUAUGUUAAAGAAACGUAUUAAGAGGAUGACUAGAAACAACUUUGAAAAUCGAAAUUAUGCAAAAUUAGAAUCAGCAAUUAAGCAAACGUUUACUGAUGACCAAAUAAAAGCUCUUAUACAUCCAUCUUUACGCAUCUGUAAAUGGUCCAAUAAUACCAUAAGAAAAGCACUCCGAUUGAGGAUUUCUUGCGGUUCUACGGGUUAUCAACAGUUACUGAAAGAAAAAAUACCUCUGCCGACCGAACGUACACUUCGAAGAAGACUGGAAAAUAUCGAAUUUGAAGAAGGGAUUUCUAAAGCCAUUUUUAAAUUGUUAGAAGACAAUAAGGUCGCUCAAUUUCAGGACAUUGGAGAAAGAGAUUGCAUUAGAUGAAAUGGCUAUUGCACCAGAUCAAAAAUUAGACUCAUCGACACAGUCGUAUUGUGGACUUGCAUCGUUUUG